CUCACCUGGAUGCAGGUUAGGCAGGUGAAGCGUCUCCCCGGAAACGGAGCUAGAGCGCCCCACCUGCUGGGUCCUGCCUGCUUAAAUCGGAUCCGGCGCAGCCAGGCUUCUCAUAAGGACUCUAAGACGGUGAACUGUCCUAGGCAAGCCCCUCCAGGACUCGGCAGCUGGCACCUACAGGAUCUGUCUCUCCUGCCACAGGAAGCUGGACUCCUGGCCGGCAGUGCUAGCUUUAUUUUUACCUGGACCCAGCAGUGACAACUGAGGCCAUGUGAGUCUGAUCCUGAAUGAGGCUUUAUCUCUGACUGUUCGUCCCAUCAUCCACUGUGGCACCAGCUCCCUCCGACAGCCUAGAUGGAGACAGCCAGAGCUGGAGAGGUGACGGUACCUGUUGCCUGGACUGAGAGGAAGAGACUGGGCCUCUAGCUGCCAACCAGGUGAUGGAGACACCAGGCCAUGAUAAACACCAUCUGAGCCCUGACAUUGAUCUUCUCACCUGACCCUGCCUGACCAAGCCAUGUCCCAACAAGCCUCAGUGGCCAGGGGGCUGCCCCCAGAUGUGCUGGCAGAGCAGGUGGAGCUGUGGUGGUCCCAGCAGCCCCGGCGCUCCUUGCUCUGUUUCUCCGUGGCCGUGGGCCUUGUGGCUGGCUGUGGGGCGGGCGGCGUGGCCCUGCUGUCCUCCACCAGCAGCCGCUCUGGCGAGUGGCGACUAGUCGUGGGCACCGUGCUCUGCCUGCUGGCCCUGAUGGUUCUGGUGAAGCAGCUGAUGAGCUCCGCAGUGCAGGAUAUGAACUGCAUCCGCCAGGCCCAGCACGUGGCCUUGCUGCGCAGCGGUGGAGGGGCUGAUGCUGUUGUAGUGCUGCUCAGUGGUUUUGUGCUGCUGGUCACUGGCCUGACCCUGGCUGGGCUGGCUGCUGCCCCAGCCCCAGCUCGGCCACUGGCUGCCAUGCUGUCUGUGGGCAUUACCCUGGCUUCCUUGGGCUCAUUCUUGCUGCUGGGUUUGCUGCUGUAUCAGGUGGGUGUGAGUGGACACUGCCCCUCGAUCUGUACAGCUGCACCCUCCACCCAAAAUGGCCACGGUGGUAACAGCAGCAUCUUUAGCAUCUCGGGACAGUUGUCCUCUGGCCAGCGUCAUGAGACCACCUCCAGCAUUGCCAGCCUCAUCUGACAGACCUGACUUCUUCCCAUGCCCUGACUCAGUGUCCCCAGAGCAUUGGCAGGACACGUACAGGAGCAUGCAUAUAUGUCUGCCCCUACCCUGCUGCCACGGGAUUGCACAGGACGUGAUUAGGAGCUCACAUGUACCCGACACAUCCACACCGUGAGAGGGUGCGUGACGGAUGCCUCCUGGGGGCUGAAUGCUUGUGUGUCUGUGGACUGUCAUGCUCUCUGCCUGGCUCUGGGGUCUCUAGGCACAUCUGGAAUCCCUGAAGGCUUGGCCUGUAUCUCCAAGACCCUACAACUCCAGCCUUGUUCUACGGCAUGAAUAUACCAGCCAUUGUUCUUCAGAGAGAGGCUCUUGGCAAAGUAGAGGGAAGUGGGGUGAGAGGGACCUGGAGCGGAAACGCCUUUGAGUUUGUAACCUAGCAGCUGGGGCCUGGGCGAGGUAACUGUUAGCCUCUCUUGCCUCAGUUCUUUGAACAGUGUUGCCAUCAAUUGUUAGGAUUAUUAAAUCAGUGAGUGAGAUGAGAUGACUCGACUCCUGGCAGAUGUGCAAUAAAAGGGUGACGACAGUUGCCGCUGCCUUCACCUCACCUUCUCAGAGAGCCUCCUUCCCCAACCCCACAGCCCACCCAUUUCAGGCUAUGGGGCCAGGAUAUUGUCUUUAGCCAGACCUGGGGUUUCUUUUCUAAUGAGAGAAGGGGGGAAGGGUUUCUGGACCUAGAGAGACUGGGGGAACCCAGUCCCUCACAUUUGUUCACUUGCUAAUUCAAAGGGAGAUUUAGCCACAGGUGUUGGUGACUUUCUCUAGAAUUGCGCCCUCUUCCCUAUGUAGUCUGCCUUCUGUGGAUUCCCUGAGGGAUAGCUUGGAGGAUAUGUCUCCCUCCCCUACCUGUGAAAAAGGAACAGCCGGCAAUCCAUGUGGUCACUGUACCAGUUGGCCCGCUUCUGGGUUCCAGACGCAGGAGAGGCAUUCAAGCCCUUCUGAGGCCCUCAAGUCACUUCCUGCUUGGAAUCACUGUGGAAGGGGUCGCUCUUUCUGUGGUAUGUGUUUCCAGGUAACAGGAAUGUAGGUUCCUGCUUUUGCCACUUCCUGCUACACAAGGUGCAGAUUAUGUGAUGACCCCGGAGACCUGUCUCCUAAAAGAUGCUGAUGCAGGAGAAACUUAAAGUAGUAAAAUUGAUGCUGUAAAGCAGCACUUCCUAGCCUGCGGGUUGUGAUCCACUUGGGGUCGAGUGAACUUUUCACAGGGGUCACAUAUCAGAUAUCCUGCAUGUCAGGUAUUUUAUCUUAUGAUUUAUAACAGCAGCAACAUUACAGUUAGGAAGUAGCAAAGAAAUAAGUUUAUGAUGGAGAGGGUCACCACAACAUGAGGAACUGUAUUAAAGGGUCACAGCAUUAGGAAGGUUGAGAACCACCGGUAUAAAGGAUUUACUAAAAGAAAUCUUGCUUGGGAAAUAUUAAAUUACACAAGUAGAAUUCAGCUAAGGGAGCACUGCCUCCAACAUGAAGAUAAGUCGCACUCUAACCAGCCUUGCUAGGAAAUGCGAGGAAGAAAACCUGCACCAUGACUGAAGUUGGGCUUUGCUGAGAAAGUUUCUGCUGUUUAUUCACCAAGAUUGCCCUCCAAUUAGGCUCCACUCCCUGAUUUACAACUAGCCAUUAGACCCAUCCCCCUGUCAAAGAAUGUGCCUUCUAGGGGCAGCUAAGUGGACAGGGCAGGGCACAAUCUCCAUUAAGUG
Messenger RNA from Microtus oregoni (creeping vole), 2904 nucleotides. It is a transcript of the gene Tmem125, whose product is annotated as transmembrane protein 125. The record is from RefSeq and is a predicted model, not a curated record. Lineage: Eukaryota; Metazoa; Chordata; Mammalia; Rodentia; Cricetidae. The coding region runs from base 518 to 1168 and encodes 216 amino acids. The transcript is spliced from 4 exons.